Sphenostylis stenocarpa is the source of this 609-nucleotide messenger RNA. The record is from the annotation of a GenBank genome assembly. Lineage: Eukaryota; Viridiplantae; Streptophyta; Magnoliopsida; Fabales; Fabaceae.
AUGGCUGACCAAGGAUUGGAAGGGAGCCAACCGGUGGAUCUACAGAAGCACCCUUCUGGGAUCGUGCCUACCCUUCAAAAUAUUGUGUCCACAGUAAAUUUGGACUGUAAGUUGGACCUCAAAACAAUUGCACUACAAGCUCGUAAUGCAGAGUACAAUCCCAAGCGUUUUGCUGCUGUUAUUAUGAGGAUAAGAGAUCCCAAAACAACUGCACUUAUUUUUGCUUCGGGCAAGAUGGUUUGUACUGGAGCGAAGAGUGAACAACAGUCUAAAUUGGCAGCCAGGAAGUAUGCUCGGAUUAUCCAAAAGCUUGGUUUCCCAGCCAAAUUUAAGGAUUUCAAAAUUCAGAACAUUGUUGGCUCGUGUGAUGUUAAGUUCCCCAUACGGCUUGAGGGUCUUGCAUACUCUCAUGGUGCUUUCUCAAGUUAUGAACCAGAGCUCUUUCCAGGUCUAAUCUACCGUAUGAAGCAACCUAAAAUAGUCUUGCUUAUAUUUGUCUCCGGAAAAAUUGUUCUAACAGGAGCGAAGGUGAGAGAUGAGACAUACACUGCCUUCGAGAACAUAUAUCCUGUGCUUACUGAAUUCAGGAAAAAUCAACAAUGCCAUUAG